CAUUUCUCUGUGAAAGCCACAUCUUCAAAAGUUCGUGCUUGUGCCACCGGAACAUCAACUGAUCAACUGUCUCCCCUCUCAGGUUCCAUUUCACUUUUCAACGCCGGAAGAAAACGGGCCUGUCCGGAAUCCGGAUCGAUUUGUAGAACAUCAGAACAGAAUUCCCGGUUCAGCUUUUUUGUUCUUCGACUCCACCUUCUGAGGAUUGACUGAACCGAGAGAGAGAAGAAACGAUGAUUGGAGUAGGAAAGAUCAAGCAAUAUAGUAACGUCCUCGAUAAACCCCUCAGCAAGGGCAAACAAGAGGUCAGUUUGAGUGCAUUCGCAUUCUUGUUUUCGGAGCUUGUGCAGUACAAUCAGACUCAGGUUGACAACAUUGCUGAGUUAGAGAGAAGGUUAGAGGAUGCAGGCUAUGCUGUUGGAGCAAGAGUUCUAGAACUUCUGUGCCAUAGGGAUAAGGGAAAUAGGAGGGAAACACGACUUCUGGGGAUUUUGUCCUUUGUGCACAGUACAGUCUGGAAGGUGUUGUUUGGAAAGGUAGCUGAUUCACUUGAGAAAGGCACGGAACAUGAAGAUGAAUACAUGAUAAGUGAGAAGGAACUUCUUGUGAAUCGAUUUAUUUCAACACCCAAAGACAUGGGAACAUUUAAUUGUGGGGCAUUUGUUGCCGGAAUUGUAAGGGGUGUUUUGGAUAGUGCAGGUUUUCCAGCUGUAGUCACAGCUCAUUUUGUACCUAUGGAAGGCCACCAGCGACCUAGAACUACCAUUUUGAUCAAAUUCGCCGAAGAGGUACUUAGAAGAGAGGCAAGGGUGGGUUGAUGUUUGCACGAGCAUUUAGUAGGGUUAUGUUAACUGAUUAGUUGGAUAAAAUACUCUCAAUGCUGUCAACUUGGAAAGCAUAUUUGAAGGGCUUGAUUUCUCUUUUCCAUGGUUUAAUUAUUAUCGAGCGGUGAUAAACCCUGCAGAUUUAACUUAGAAUGUAUCUCAUUUAUGCCACGGCAGAUGGUUGGCCUCAGUUUUCUACUUUUCUGUAUUCCUUUUGGCGUUUGUAUUAAUGUAUGCGUAUUGUUUUACCAUGCACCGAUUUUAUUACCCGUUGGGAUGGGAUUUCAGUGUCUCUGGUUGUACGCCAUAUACUCAGUUCAUCUUGUUUUGAAGGAAUUGAACCAUGUAAAAAGGAGUCAAUGGAAAUUUUGAUGUUUUCUUA
Nelumbo nucifera (sacred lotus) is the source of this 1206-nucleotide messenger RNA. RefSeq lists its product as uncharacterized. Lineage: Eukaryota; Viridiplantae; Streptophyta; Magnoliopsida; Proteales; Nelumbonaceae. Gene Ontology annotation, cellular component: TRAPPII protein complex; TRAPPI protein complex; TRAPPIII protein complex. The record is from RefSeq and is a predicted model, not a curated record. Gene Ontology annotation, biological process: endoplasmic reticulum to Golgi vesicle-mediated transport.